Messenger RNA from Passer domesticus (house sparrow), 7062 nucleotides. It is a transcript of the gene MYO18A, whose product is annotated as myosin XVIIIA. Lineage: Eukaryota; Metazoa; Chordata; Aves; Passeriformes; Passeridae. Gene Ontology annotation, molecular function: actin filament binding; ATP binding; cytoskeletal motor activity. The transcript is spliced from 43 exons. Gene Ontology annotation, cellular component: myosin II complex; cytoplasm; myosin filament. The record is from RefSeq and is a predicted model, not a curated record. Bases 146 to 6580 code for a protein of 2144 amino acids. Gene Ontology annotation, biological process: actomyosin structure organization.
CGCCCCGCGCCGCCGCCGGGGCCCGGCACCGCCGCCGCCGCCACCGGGCCCCGCUCCGCCGCCGCCGCCGGGCGGCUGUGCCGUGACUGGCGCCCCAGCCCAGUGCCCUGCUGUGGGGGCAAGAGUGCCCCGAGCCCCCUCCACCAUGUUCAACCUGAUGAAGAAGGACAAAGAGAAGGAUGGGGCCCGGAAGGAGAAGAAGAAGGAGAAAAAGGAGCGAAUGUCAGCAGCUGAACUCAAGAGCCUAGAGGAGAUGAGCAUGCGCCGGGGCUUCUUCAACCUCAACCGUGCCUCCAAGCGGGACUCCAAGACCCGCCUGGAGAUCUCCAACCCCAUCCCCAUUAAAGUGGCCAGUGGCUCUGAGCUGCACCUCACGGAUAUUGACUCUGACAGCAACCGGGGCAGCGUCAUCUUGGACUCAGGCCACCUGAGCACGGCCAGCUCCAGCGACGACCUCAAGGCGGACGAUACCAACUUCAAGGGCUCGGUGCUGCAGCGGGCAGCCAAGUUUGGCUCCCUGGCCAAGCAGAACUCGCAGGUGAUUGUCAAACGCUUCUCCUUCUCCCAGAAAAGCCGGGAUGAGAGCACCUCAGAGACCUCCACGCCCUCUGAGCACUCGGCAGCCCCCUCUCCCCAGGUGGAGGUGCGCAUGCUGGAGACCCCGCUGGACAAGCAGGGGGUUCCCUCUGGACAGCCCUGCACCCCUCCUGCCGCCUCCCUGCGUGCCAGGGUGCCGGAGCUCGUGGGCAAGAGGUUCCCCGCCGAGCUGCGGCUGCCCGCCCUGGUGCCCCCCCAGCCCCCCAGCCCACGGCAGCUGGAGCUGCAGAGGCGCAACACCGGCGAUUUCGGCUUCUCCCUGCGCCGCACCACCAUGCUGGACCGGGGCCCCGACGGGCAGGUGUACCGGCGCGUGGUGCACUUCGCCGAGCCCGGGGCCGGCACCAAAGACUUGGCCUUGGGCUUGGUGCCGGGCGACCGGCUGGUGGAGAUCAACGGGCGGAACGUGGAGAACAAAUCCCGGGAUGAGAUCGUGGAGAUGAUCCGGCAGUCGGGGGAGACGGUGCAGCUGAAGGUGCAGCCCAUCCUGGAGCUGAGCGAGCUGAGCCGCUGCUGGCUGCGGGGCGGCCAGGGGACACGCCGCGCUGCCUGGGAUCUGGACCCCGCCGCCUCCGCCUCGGCACCCAGCCAGGUACUGUACCCCCGUCCUCAGGAGCCCUCUGCCUCCACCAGCGAGCCCCCGCCAUCCUCUGUGUGCCGCUGGGCUGGCGUCUGCGCCCGCGCCUCCUGCUGGAGCGGUCCAGCGGACGAUGCGCCGGCAGCUCCCCUCGGCCCCGUCCCUGCUGCAGCUCAGGCCAAGACGGAGGAGCAGAUAGCAGCCGAGGAGGCCUGGUACGAGACUGAGAAGGUGUGGCUGGUGCACAGGGAUGGCUUCUCCUUGGGCAGCCAGCUGCGGCCAGAGGCAGGCAGUCCCCUGCCCGAGGGCAAAGUGAAGGUGAAACUGGACCACGAUGGAGCCAUCCUGGAGGUGGAGGAGGAUGAUGUGGAGAAGGCAAACCCCCCAUCCUACGACCGCGUGGAGGACCUCGCCAGCCUCCUCUACCUCAACGAGUCCAGCACGCUGCACACGCUGCGCCAGCGCUACGGCGGCAACCUGCUGCACACCUACGCCGGGCCCGCCAUGGUCAUCAUCAACCCGCUGAGCUCCCCCUCCAUGUACUCUGAGAAGGUCAUGCACAUGUUCAAGGGGUGCCGCAGGGAGGACACGUCCCCGCACGUCUACGCGGUGGCGCAGGCCGCGUACCGCAGCAUGCUGAUGAGCCGCCAGGACCAGGCCAUCGUCCUGCUGGGCGCCAGCGGCAGCGGCAAAACCACCAACUGCCAGCACCUGGUGCAGUACCUCGCCACCAUCGCCGGCAGCACCGGCAAGGUCUUCUCUGUGGAGAAGUGGCAGGCUCUCUACACCAUCCUGGAGGCUUUUGGCAAUAGCAGCACCGGCAUGAACGGCAACGCCACCCGCUUCUCCCAGAUCAUCUCCCUGGACUUCGACCAGGCUGGGCAGGUGGCGUCUGCCUCUGUACAGACACUGCUGCUGGAGAAGCUGCGCGCGGCCCGGCACCCGGCCAACGAGGCCACCUUCAAUGUCUUCUACUACCUGCUGGCCUGCUCUGACAGCACCCUGCGGACUGAGCUUCACUUCAACCACCUGGCAGAGAACAAUGUCUUCGGCAUCGUGCCCCCCUCCAAGCCAGAGGAAAAGCAGAAGGCAGCCCAGCAGUUCAGCAAGCUCCUGACAGCCAUGAAGGUGAUGGGCAUCUCAGGAGAUGAGCAGAAAGCCUUCUGGCUCAUCCUGGGGGCCAUCUACCACCUGGGAGCCGCUGGGGCAACCAAAGACGCCGACGAAGCUGGGAGGAAGCAGUUUGCACGGCACGAGUGGGCUCAGAAAGCCGCGUACCUGCUGGGCUGCAGCCUGGAGGAGCUCUCCUCUGCCAUCUUCAAGCACCAGCCCAAGGGCACCCUGCAGCGCUCCACCUCCUUCCGGCAGGGCCCCGAUGAGUCUCCCCUGGGGGACAGUGGCACAGGUAGGGUGAGGUAUGGAGGGGACAGCGGGUGGCCCCAGGGGGUGCGGGGUUGGGGACACUCAGGCUUGCUUUGGCCAGGUCCCAAGCUGACGGCGCUGGAGUGCCUGGAGGGCAUGGCAGCUGGCUUGUACUCCGAGCUCUUCACACUCCUCAUCUCCCUCCUCAACAGGGCGCUGAAGUCCAGCCAGCACUCGGUGUGCUCCGUGACAGUGGUGGACACCCCUGGGGCACAGAACCCCAAGCUGGCGGGGCAAAGCCGGGGGGCCACGUUCGAGGAGCUCUGCCACAACUACGCCCAGGAGCGCCUGCAGCAGCUCUUCCACCAGCGCACCUUUGCCCGCGAGCUGGAGCGAUACAAGGAGGAGAACAUAGAGCUCGCCCUGGCUGAUGCUGAGCCCAGCUCCUCCGGCUCCAUAGCUGCUGUGGACCAGUCUUCACACCAGGCACUGGUCCGGUCUCUGGCCCGCACGGACGAGGCGCGGGGGCUGCUGUGGCUUCUGGAGGAGGAGGCUCUGCAGCCGGGCGGCAACGAGGACACCUUGCUGGAGAGGCUCUUCUCCUACUACGGCCCCCAGGAAGGGGGCAAAAAAGGGCACAACCCGCUGCUCCCCAGUGACAAACCCCGACACUUCCUCCUGGGACACAGCUCAGGGACCAACUGGGUGGAGUACGACGCUACGGGAUGGCUCAACUACGUCAAGCACAACCCGGCCUCCCAAAACGCCUCAGUCCUGCUGCAGGAGUCCCAAAAGAAGGUGAUCAGCAGCCUGUUUGCCGGGCGCGGCGGCUCGGCGCUGGUGCUGUCGGGCUCGGUGGCGGGGCUGGAGGGGGGCUCCCAGCUGGCCCUGCGCCGGGCCACCAGCAUGCGCAAGACCUUCACCACCGGCGUGGCUGCCGUCAAGAAGAAAUCCCUCUGCAUCCAGAUCAAGCUGCAAGUGGACGCCCUCAUCGACAGCAUCAAGAAGUCCAAGCUGCACUUUGUGCACUGCUUCCUGCCCAAGGCGGGGGGCAGCGGGGACCCCCAGGCGGUGCCGUGCCGGCGGGUGAGCGGCAGCGAGCUGGAGCUGCCGGCGGAGCACUGCGAGGCCGGGCUGAUGCAGCUGGACGUGCCCCUCCUGCGCGCGCAGCUCCGCGGCUCCCGCCUGCUCGACGCCCUCCGCAUGUACCGCCAAGGCUACCCUGACCACAUGGUGUUUGCGGAGUUCAGGCGGCGCUUUGAUGUCCUGGCCCCACACCUGACCAAAAAGCAUGGGCGCAACUACAUCGUGGUGGAUGAGAAGCGGGCAGUGGAGGAGCUCCUGGAAUCACUGGACCUGGAGAAGAGCAGCUACCACAUGGGCUUGAGCCGGGUGUUUUUCCGAGCUGGAUCUCUGGCCAGGCUGGAGGAGCAGCGGGACACGCAGACCAGCAGGAACAUCACCCUUUUCCAGGCGGCGUGCAGGGGCUUCCUGGCACGGCAGCACUUCAAGAAGAGAAAGAUCCAGGAUUUGGCCAUCCGGUGCGUGCAGAAGAACAUCAAGAAGAACAAAGGGGUGAAGGAUUGGCCCUGGUGGAAGCUCUUCACCACGGUGCGGCCCCUCAUCGAGGUGCAGCUCACUGAGGACCAGAUCCGCGGCAAAGACGAAGAGAUCCAGCAGCUGAAGAGCAAACUUGAGAAGGUGGAGAAGGAGCGUAACGAGCUGCGGCUCAACAGCGACCGCCUGGAGAGCAGGAUCACAGAACUGACAUCGGAGCUGACGGACGAGCGCAACACCGGCGAGUCGGCCUCCCAGCUGCUGGACGCUGAGACAGCCGAGAGGCUGCGCGCUGAGAAGGAGAUGAAGGACCUGCAGGCCAAGUACGAUGCCCUGAAGAAGCAGAUGGAGUCGAUGGAGAUGGAGGUGAUGGAGGCUCGGCUCAUCCGGGCGGCCGAGCUCAAUGGGGAGCUCGAUGAUGAUGAUUCAGGUGGCGAGUGGCGGCUGAAAUACGAGCGAGCAGUGCGGGAGAUCGACUUCACCAAGAAACGGCUGCAGCAGGAGCUGGAGGACAAGCUGGAGGUGGAGCAGCAGGGCAAGAGGCAGCUGGAGCGCAAGCUGGCGGAUCUGCAGGCGGACAGCGAGGAGAGCCAGCGGGCGCUGCAGCAGCUGAAGAAGAAGUGCCAGCGCCUGGCUGCCGAGCUGCAGGACACCAAGCUGCACCUUGAGGGACAGCAGGGACGAAACCAUGACCUGGAGAAGAAGCAACGGAGGUUUGACAGCGAGCUCUCGCAGGCGCAUGAGGAGGCGCAGCGGGAACGGCUGCAGCGGGAGAAGCUGAGCCGAGAGAAGGAUGUGCUGGUGGCCGAGGUCUUUGGCCUCAAGCAGCUGCUGGAGGACAGGGACUCGGACAUCGCAGGGCUGACACAGAAGGUGGAGGCGCUGGAGGCAGAGCUGCAGGACAUCUCCUCCCAGGAGUCAAAGGAUGAAGCCUCCCUGGCCAAGGUGAAGAAGCAGCUGAGGGACCUGGAGGCGAAGGUCAAAGACCAGGAGGAGGAACUGGAUGAGCAGGCUGGGACCAUCCAGAUGCUGGAGCAGGCGAAGCUGCGGCUGGAGAUGGAGAUGGAGCGGCUGCGGCAGACCCACGCCAAGGAGGUGGAGAGCCGUGACGAGGAGGUGGAGGAGAUCCGGCAGUCCUGCCAGAAGAAGCUGAAGCAGAUGGAGGUGCAGCUGGAGGAGGAGUAUGAGGACAAGCAGAAGGUGCUGAGAGAGAAGCGGGAGCUGGAGAGCAAGUUAUCUGCUGUCAGCGAGCAGGCCAACCAGCGGGACUUUGAGACGGAAAAGCGCCUGCGCCGGGACCUGAAGAGAACAAAGGCGCUGCUGGCUGAUGCUCAGAUCAUGCUGGACCACCUGAAAAACAACGCACCCAGCAAGAGGGAGAUCACCCAGCUCAAGAAUCAGCUGGAAGAGUCGGAGUUCACCUGUGCAGCCGCUGUCAAGGCCCGCAAAUCCAUGGAAGUGGAGAUUGAGGACCUCCACCUGCAGAUUGAUGACCUUGCCAAGGCCAAGGCAGUGCUGGAGGAGCAGCUGAGCCGUCUGCAGCGGGAAAAGAAUGAAGUGCAGAGCCGGCUGGAGGAGGACCAGGAGGACAUGAAUGAGCUGAUGAAGAAGCACAAGGCAGCUGUGGCCCAGGCAUCCCGGGACCUGGCGCAGAUGAAUGACCUCCAGGCACAGCUGGAGGAGGUCAGCAAGGAGAAGCAGGAGCUGCAGGAGAAGCUGCAAGGUCUGCAGAGCCAGCUGGAGUUCCUGGAGCAAUCCAUGGUGGACAAGUCGCUGGUGAGCCGGCAGGAGGCCAAAAUCCGUGAGCUGGAGACCAGGCUGGAGUUCGAGAGGACACAAGUCAAGCGCCUGGAGAGCCUGGCCACGCGGCUGAAGGAGAACAUGGAGAAGCUGACGGAGGAGCGGGAUCAGCGCGCGGCCGCCGAGAACCGGGAGAAGGAGCAGAACAAGCGGCUGCAGCGGCAGCUCCGUGAUGUCAAGGAGGAGAUGGGCGAGCUGGCCAAGAAGGAGGCAGAAGCCAGCCGCAAGAAGCACGAGCUGGAGAUGGACCUGGAGAGCCUGGAAGCUGCCAACCAGAGCCUGCAGUCAGACCUGAAGCUGGCCUUCAAGCGCAUCGGGGACCUGCAGGCGGCCAUCGAGGAUGAGAUGGAGAGUGACAGCAAUGAGGACCUCAUCAACAGUUUGCAGGACAUGGUGGCAAAGUAUCAGAAAAGAAAGAGUAAAAUCGACGGUGACUCAGAUGUGGACUCGGAGCUGGAGGAGCGUGUGGAUGGGGUGAAGUCUUGGCUCUCCAAGAACAAAGGCUCCUCCAAAGCGCUCUCUGAUGAUGGCAGCCUGAAAGGCAGCAGCCCCACGAGCUCCCGGCACACCUUCACCUACGACAGAUGGGACGAUGAGCAGGACGCCGGGGACAGCACACGUCGCUCCUCCCGCAGCUCCCCCAGUGCCAGCGAGGCGGAGAGCCGGGCUGCCGAGACCCCCGCCUAGCCCCCCGCCGCCCCGGGGCCGCCCGGGCAGCCGGUAUUUCUUCUGCACGGGUUUUGGGGGGACACACGCAGCCGCCCCCCGGCUCCAGCCACGGGAGGAGCAGCCCGGCCGGCUCGCUGGCUGCACCCCCCGCCCUCCCACCUCCUGUCUGUCCUUGGCGGCGGAGUCGGCUGCUCCGGCACCCGGGAUUUGUUCCUCAGUGCCUGCUGGCACCUUGUUUUGUAACUUAAACUCCCCCCCUCGGCACCCUGCCGUCCUCUUACACCCCUUUUAGUUGAGCCAAAGACGUCUCUCGCUGGCCGGGCCCUGGGGAGCAGCCGGGAAGGGGACAUGGGGAGAGGGUCCCGUGUGCCCACCUGGGUUUUUGUGACCCCUCCCCAGCCCCCCACCUCUGCCUGGCUGUUUUGCACUAGCCCAGCUGUGCAUCUUCCCCCACCCCCUUUACUUUCAGUAUGAAAAUAAACGUCAUUUCUGGCUGGUGA